UUAAGCGCUUCCUGCCCAGGAAACGCUGAUGGCUGUGUGUAACUUGAGUGGAGAGGAGGUGCGCAGACUGCUGGUGACUGCGGGGCGGACGGAGAAAGACUGCAGGAGUUUAUCUUGGUUCCGCUGGUGCUGGGUUGGCGGUUUGACUGCAAAGAUGUUCCCUGCAGUGCUCACAUUGUUACUGACUUUCUUCAGCCUCGCUGAAAGCAAACAGAAAGACUUUUAUACUUUUAAAGUGGUGAAUAGCAGGGGCAAGCUGGUGUCUCUGGAGAAAUAUCGGGGUUCGGUUUCCCUGGUGGUAAACGUAGCCAGCGAAUGUGGCUUCACUGAGGAACACUACAAACAACUGCAGCAGCUCCAGCGGGACUUUGGUCCAUAUCACUUCAAUGUGCUAGCCUUCCCCUGUAACCAAUUUGGACAGCAGGAGCCCGGCAGUGACAAGGAGAUUGACAGCUUUGUGCGCAGAGUCUACGGAGUCUCCUUUCCUCUGUUCAGCAAAAUUGCUGUUGUUGGCACCGGAGCCAACAAUGUCUACAAGUACCUUGUUGAGGCAUCUGGAAAGGAGCCUGACUGGAAUUUCUGGAAGUAUCUAAUUGACGUUAACGGCAAAGUGGUGGAUGCAUGGGGACCAAAAGUCUCUGUCAAAGAAAUUCGCCCCAAAAUUGCUGAAAUGGUGCGGCAAAUAAUCUUGAAGAAGAAAGAAGAGCUUUAACACAUUUCGCUUCAAGACUCUACUUAAUGUUCUGCAGUGGUAGUACAUGAACCAAACCAGGAAAAACUGUACACAUUUAUUGCGCUUAGAGUCUGUUGUUAUUCCAAUAAACCAUUCCACUCAUAGAAUAAAAGCAAAUUUGUUGCUUUCUGAAAGCACUGAUUAAGCACCAGUAUGAAAUUUCUAUGCAAGUUGUUGAGUGUAAAACAUCUGAACACACCCGUUUCUAAAUGUGUCAGACGUGGUUUAUUCAUCUAUGUUUUUGUUUUUUUUUCAUUCAUUCUGAUUUGUGGAAUAAACUUACUGUGAUCACAGAAAUA
Molecule: messenger RNA, 1032 nt
Organism: Oreochromis niloticus (Nile tilapia)
Lineage: Eukaryota; Metazoa; Chordata; Actinopteri; Cichliformes; Cichlidae
Gene: gpx7
Product: glutathione peroxidase 7
Exons: 3
Coding region: 29-712 (227 amino acids)
Biological process (GO): response to oxidative stress
Molecular function (GO): glutathione peroxidase activity
Source: RefSeq, a predicted model, not a curated record